This is a messenger RNA of Geosmithia morbida, 1911 nucleotides long. RefSeq lists its product as uncharacterized. The transcript has a single exon. The coding region runs from base 1 to 1911 and encodes 636 amino acids. Gene Ontology annotation, molecular function: protein tyrosine/serine/threonine phosphatase activity; mRNA guanylyltransferase activity. Gene Ontology annotation, biological process: 7-methylguanosine mRNA capping; protein dephosphorylation. The record is from RefSeq and is a predicted model, not a curated record. Lineage: Eukaryota; Fungi; Ascomycota; Sordariomycetes; Hypocreales; Bionectriaceae.
AUGGACCCUCUUUCGGUAGACCCCCAUCUCACAGACCCUCCGCUCCUCAGCAGCAAUUCCAAGUUCAAGUCGUACACCACCAGCCAAGCCAGGUAUCCCGGUAUCCGUGUAUUCUUCCACGAGCAUGCCAAGGCCGACGAGCUUUAUCGCGACAAUGGACCUCUGCCUCUGCUCGUCUUCAUCCCGGGACUCGGUGGUUCCGUCGCUCAGUUCCACCCAUUAAUGAGCAGUCUCAUCGACGUGGCCCCGUGCCUCUCAUUCGACUGGCCCGGUGGCGGCCGCUCGGAGUAUGCGCCUACCUCGUGGGGUCCCUACAGUCCUGACGCGCUACGGGAGCUGGUCGAGAUGAUCAUCGAGGACCACCGCAACAAGGACGCGGGGCAGACAGCCGUGCUCAUCGGUCACAGCAUGGGCACCGCCUAUUGCGCCAUGCUGGCCAACCCGACAGUGCCACACAAGACAUCUCUGUCGGAGUACAUCGUCGGCGUCGUUGGCAUCUGCCCCAUCUCGAGCCCCAUCAACGAGAAGUCGGCUGCGUGGGGGAGGAGGCUCAUGCUUAUUCCCGACUGGCUGUUCGAUCUCUGGCGUAUGUGGGAUGGAAUGGGGGGGCCCGAGAGCCCCAGCGUCGGCCGCUUUGUCGGAAAAGGUGCCGACGCCGAGCUCAAGCUGCUCCAAUACCGCUUUAACAAACAGAGCCGCUCGCCUGUCUGGAAGCGCAUGUUCUAUGGACUCCUGUCAUACAAGGACGGGAAGCCCGCCGGUGGCUUUACCGGCCUCGACAUCUGGGCUGGACUCAGAUGCCCGGUUUUCCUUAUAUCUGGCGAGAACGAUGCCCUGACACCCCCCGCAGAAGCCAAGAGAAUUUUUCAGGUGCUGAAGUCGGGGGACAACGCAGCCGCUGCUGAUCCCGAGGGCUUCACGACUAUGUCGAGUACAUCAAGCCCCGGCGCCCCAGAGCCGCCCAAGACAGCUCCUGCCGAUACGGCUCUUGCCGAUCCGCCCCGGGGCACUACCCGCCCUCUUCCGCUUUCUGUCGACGAUAUCUGGGAGGAGCAUUUCCAAGAGCGCGCAAAGGCGCUCGAUCAGGCAGCCGAAUCCGCGGGCGAUGAUGCCUGUGACGACCACCCUAGUACGCCCCACGAGACCCCGGCUGCCAUCCCACCCCAGCCGCGGCAUCCUGGGAGAGUCGUCGACAUCAAGAUCAUGCCCGCCCCUGCCACGCAUGCGGUUCUCUACGCGCCACGGACUGUCCGCGCCAUGGCCGGCCUUAUCGGUGACUUCCUGGCUACCAACGUCACGGGACGGCUCUCGCUGGGCUGGCAGCUGCAGUAUCUCUCUCGCGAAGGCAAGUGGGAUGUCAAGAAUCUUAAGAAGUGGCGUUCCGUCAACCCCGUAUCCGACCCGAUCGGCCCCCCUGGAAACCCAGUCUUCCGGGCAAUGAAGACGCUGCGUGAGGCUGACGACGUGCACACCCCGAGCGUCUUUGUCUCCCGCUGGGGUCCACCAAAGAUCCGCCACGUUGUCGAUAUAUCCAAAGAUCAGCCCGUCUACGACCCUCGGGGUCUCGAGCGCGCGGGCAUCAAGUACCACAAGUUCCCCACCGUGUCCAAGGUACCACCGACAGCCGAGGAGGUGGAGGCGUUCAUUGACCUCAUCGAUGCAUUGCGGGAUGUCCACACAGGCCAAGAGAGCGACCAGGAGGUGUCAGAAGACGCCGAGGGCCUCAUUGGCGUGCAUUGCCAUUACGGCUUCAACCGCACAGGCUACUUUCUCGUCUGCUACCUGGUGGAGAGGUGCGGCUUUACUGUAAAGGAGGCCAUUGAGGAGUUCGCCAAGGCUCGGCCUAACGGCAUCAGGCACUCGCACUUUUUGGACCGGUUGUACGUGCGGUAUAACCUGGACAGGGAGUAG